Messenger RNA from Folsomia candida, 1592 nucleotides. RefSeq lists its product as uncharacterized. Lineage: Eukaryota; Metazoa; Arthropoda; Collembola; Entomobryomorpha; Isotomidae. The record is from RefSeq and is a predicted model, not a curated record. The transcript is spliced from 2 exons. Bases 6 to 1592 code for a protein of 528 amino acids.
UAAAGAUGAACAGUUCUACACACUUGAUCUCCAGGUUACCCGAGACAACCCACAAAAUUAUGGACUUCCUGCCCACUCCCGACCUAGAAUCGGCUUCUCUCGUCAACUCAACGUGGGAGCAGCAAACUUUACUCCAUCUACUCGUACGAAAUUCAGUCUCUGUCCACCUUCACAACGUACACGAUUCCAUGCACCUCUUGCCGUUUAGGAACCUGUCCCCCAAACAGCUCAACGUAGCAGUUCAUGCGCCUGAAGAAAAUGCGGAGAUUUUACUUUCACGAAUAGAACUAUUUACCGCCAUCAAGUUCAACACGGUGACGAAAUUAAGUCUCAUUUUCCCCCUCGAUAACUCCUCCCGCCACGUGGCGGCUCGACUCGUCAAGAUUUACGAAUCUUUCAAAAACUUGAAAUCUCUUGAAUUUCACCCAUUUGUAUACCUUUCAAACGCAGCAUUUUCUUCCGAUCAAGAUUGGACCGACCUUCUUCCUGACAGUCUCCAUGUGCCCCAGAAACUUACCACUCUGACCGUUGCCAUGUCCAAACUCUAUCCCGAUGAGCGGGCCGGGCGAUGGAGUCACCUGUACUCGCUAACCACCCGGUUUUUAUUUAUCUUCAGAUGCGUGCAAAAUCUCAAACUGAUCGACACUCCUGCCAUGCUGAUUCAAGGAGCAGAUCUCAUUUUACCCCAUCUCAAUUCAAUCUCCUUCCUGUCGACGUAUCAUAUUAGCACAAACCCCAUGAGAUUUAUCACCUCUGAGUUUCCCCUUAAGCAAAACUUUUCUAACGUUACUCGGCUCGAGUUUAACAUUAAGCUCAAUGACACGACACGCAAGUGCGAGAUAUUAAACCUCCUUGCGCCACAGUUGGAACAUUUGUGCAUUUCCGCGGUACAAAAUACAGGGCCGGCAAAUAAUUUCCACAUUUCGCGGUCCAUUACAGUCCCGAUUAUGCCAAGGUUGAAAACUUUUGAAAUUUUGAGAGUCCCUGGUCUAAUUUGUAGCUACGAAACGAACUGGUUUCGACCUUAUCUCUUUUUACAAUUUGAAACUGGGGAGGAUGAGGUUAAGUUAGUGUAUGCAAAACAGUUUCCUGUUCUGGAGAGAUUAAUUGUGCGCGUUGUGCGGGAACCAAUUCUCUGGAAGAGGAGGAAAAUCGAACCGCGUCCAGAGGAAAAUUUGCAUUUUGAAGCGACCAUGCUUCUCCUGUAUGAAACUUUUUUGGCGGAGGGCGUCGCGCCGUGUGAGACCUUAAGUAAUUUGGAUAUUUCCUUCCCUCCGGAAACUUGGGAUGUGAGCGGGAUGAUAAUGAAACGUCGGGUGGGGCGGGAUGAUGAACUUAGCCGGUGGGGAUGGAAGGAAGAAGUUCCUGAUUUUUAUGCCAGAAUUUCUAAGAUUUUUCCCCACGUGGAUUACCACGUGGUGGGGAAGGGGAUGAUGGACGUGAAAAUGGCGAAGUUCAAGAAGUUUAAGGAGAUGGGGGUCACCUUAGGGAUUUUUGAUGAGGAGGGAAUAGUUUACGAGGAUUUUAGUGAGAUGUGGAACAUGGCAAAAUUUCAAUCAAAAAUGCUAUUAACUAAAGUUAACUUUGCUUAA